GCGCGCACGUACUCUCCACUUAUCCGACUUGCCGGCAGAGCUCACCCUGUCCUGGCGCAUGCCUUGCUCGGCGAAAUGCGUUCGGCAGCAGUGGAACCCAACGGUCACAGCUACCUAGCUGUCUUUGACGUGUACAAGGCCGCACGCGAUGUGGAGGGCGCGAAGCGAGCUUGGCAGGACAUGCGCACAGCUGGGGUGCAACCUGUCUACCCUGCAGUCUCUACUAUCAUGUCCACGGUGGCAAAAACUGGCGACAUUUCAGCUGCGGAGGCACUCCUUCAAGAAGCUAGAGAUCUUGGUCUGAAUGCGACCACUGUCAGCUACAACUGUAUUCUGGAUGCUUGUCACAUUGCAGGUGAUGCAGAUGCAGCAUUUCGAAUUCUGGCAGAGAUGAGAGCAGCCGGCUUCGUCCCGGAUGUCAUUUCCUACAACUGCGCCCUGGGAUCUCUGGCCACCGCCGGGCGGCCCGCUGCGGACCGGGCCCGGCUGCUUGAGGAGAUGAGACGAGAUGGUGUCAGCCAGAACUCUUUGUUCCUGGAGCGCCACGUCUGCUACGCUCUGGGCAUGCAGCUCGAUCAGAGCAAGGUCUCCGGCGCCGAAGAGCUGCGGGCACAGUUUCAGGAGCUUCCUGCAGAGGCGCGUCGAGAAGCCCUAGAAGCAAUUCGUGACAGCACCGAAUCGACGAAACUCGUGCGUGCCUUGCGCAGCAUUCUGGAGUCUCUCGAGGAAUCUCAGGACGAAUCCGUGCAGUCAAAUCAGCAGGCUCAGAAGACAGAGAGCGGCGAUUGGGUGAAAGUGCUGGCAAAGGAUGAGGCUGGCUCUCAGAUUGAGUAUUUCUGGGACCGUAUUUCCGGCAAGACGCAGUGGCAACAUCCAGGUGCCAACUUCCGGAGGCGGAAAGCCACAGCUCUGCCUCUUUGUCUCUUUGGGCUCUGGGAGCCGCCGGUCGGAGGCCUUUGCAAGGCUCAAGGCGGCGCAGAUCGAAGAGCUCGCGGAUGCGCUCGCCGUGACCGGCGGCCAGCGCUCGGAGGCCUGCCUGCAGUACCAGGCGUGGACGGCGCCGGCCGACAGCCGGACCUGACCCGCGAUCCAAAGGCGUGCUCGGUGAUGAUCGCACGGCAAGAGUCCAGGCCGGCGGCACACCUUUGGCAGGUGGAUUGGCAGGUACUUGCGAAGGAGCUGCAACCUUCGGAGGACUUCGCCACAAAACUCCGAGUUGCUGCCCUCCAGCUUGCGAGAGGCAGCAAGCUUGAGGAGAGUUUGGCCACUUCCUUGUGGCGAGAGAUGAAUCGUCUCCCUCACAUCUGGUCGAGUCCACUGCCGCGCGUGACCGGCUUGGGACGUGACUCCUGCAGUCUCAGCGGCUUGGAGCAGCUUCGCCAGUGCGUCAAAGAAUACGCUCAACUGGCAGCACCUCGCAAGACCGGAACGUCGGGGGACCAUGGGGGCGCCGUCUGCGCUGGGUCGCUCCUGAUGGACGCCGGCGAUGGGCGCCCCGACGCACAGGAGGACGAGGGUGAGCCUGGCAGACCGGUGUCGCCUUCGUUAAAGCAGGAGACUUGCUUCGUCUUUGAUUGGGAUGACACUAUACUCCCCACGUCGUGGCUUGAGCGCAUCCAUGCGUUAGCAGGCGGACCUCUGCGGCCUGAAGUUCAGAGGCAGCUCGCCAGUCUCUGCUCCGCGGUGACGCAGACGUUGCAAAUUGCCUCCACGUUAGGCAACAUUGUGAUUAUCACGAACAGUGCCCCCGGCUGGGUUGACCAAUCUUGCCAAAUUUUCAUGCCGCAGAUCCUCCAACAGAUUCGCAGUUAUCCGAUCUAUGCGAAGCCCAUGCACGCACCCCUGACCUUUAAGAUCACAACCUUCAGACGAGAAUGCAAGAAGUUUUCGAACUUGAUCUCUAUUGGGGACGGAGACGCCGAGCGUGCUGCUAGCCUAAGGCUGCAGGCACCCUCAGAGCGCAGAGGCCCCUUAGGCGAGGAAUCCCGGCAACGGGUAAAAUCAGUGAAACUGGUGGAGCUGCCAACGUGCCAGCAGCUGAUCGUGCAGCAUGAGAUGCUCCAGGUUCGAUUACCAGAUGUCACUGCAUUCCAUGGCAGCCUGGACUUGAAGUCGCGCUUUCCAACGGGAUCCCCGCAGUCGAAGCUCAUGGAGUCGGAUGUGGCCGAAGAGGCGACGGCCUCGUGCGAGAUCCAAGUUCACAAAGACGACGAGGAUUGCCAGGAGCACUGCUUGCCAACCUGGUGGGACCGCCACUGCCAACUUCAGCACACCUACGGCUCCUCCACUUUAUCCGUGCGGGUGAAGGCUCUGGGGCUUCGGGCGUCCGAUGUCCAGUCACUGCUUCUGGGCAUGAGCUCCUUUUGUGCGCGCUGCGUGGACCCUACCGUGGAGCUUGUGCUGGAGCUGGAUGCCUCGGAGAACGAUCUCUCCGACGAGGCUGGAGCCAUCCUGGUUUCAGGGUUGCAGGACUUUGGCAAACGCCGACAAGGGCAUGUGAGGCUCCGUGUGCUGAAGCUACACAAGAACCAGGUUGGCGAUGCGACAUGUCAAAAAAUUGCAUCACUCGUCUGGCAUCAGAAGCAGGCAGUGGAGGACGUUCCCGGUUUGGCCAUGCCAGCAGACCAUGGCAGGACUUGGCAGCUGCGGCGCCAACAGCAGCCGGGGCAAGCGACCAUGCAGCAAGGCCAAGAAGAGCAACACCAAGAUGGAGGCGGAGAGGCAGCAGCUCCGGCGACAGUCACAGUGGGCCCGGACGAGGCCGACCCGCCCAAUGAGCCAUGGCUUGAGCACUACCACAGCUGUGCCAAAGAACGGGAUGCGGGAGAAGAUGAACACCGAGGAAUGGUCCGAGUCGGCUGGCUGGGGCCAGUCGAGCGGAGGUCGAGAGCAAGCCACUACACGCAGCCUUGCAGCCUUGGGUUCCUCGUUGGCUACAAGAACGACAGAGCAGAGAGCGGCCCUCGGAAAAGCGUUCAACUCCGAGCUUCGACGGCAAAGAACGAGACCGAGGUCGGGAACUCCUCCUUGGCUGGGAGGGCCUGGGUCUAUGCCGAGGAGCUGGAUGUGGAUAUCCAGGCCUCCCCCGGCAUUGACUACUACAUCCGGUGGGUCCAGACCAGUGGUCGAGCUCUUCAAGAGAGGGCACCGACAGCCCGAGCAAAGCGUGAAUGGUGCUGCGACUCCACGAGGACUGAUGCUCGCCCGGGGUGGCGCAGCAAGUGGCCGAAGCACUCGCUGCACAUGACUGAGGAGGGCCACUUCGACGAGGGCGAGUCUGAGGACGACUUGGCGGAGCGCGGCGAGUCGGACGAUGAGCUGGUCGAAGAGGGCAUUGCGGAGGCGGCGCACACCGCCUACAUGUUUCAGGCGGCCAAGGCCAAGUACUGGGAGGCGGUGAAAGGUGUGUGCGAGACCGAGACCACCGGCGAUGGAGGCUCCUUGAGGAUGGAGACCGGCAUGACUGGGCAUCCGGUCUUGUCUGUCUCACAGUACGCCGCGGAGUUGAUCCACGAGCUCGAGGACAACGACGUGCCGGUCGAACUUCGCCAGCAGAAUGCCCCACCAAGGGAGGAGGGACAAGGCCCGGCAACGCACCAAGAGACGGAAGAUGAUGGCAAUGCCGGUGUGCUGCAAGAUCCCGCGCCCAGGCCUUUGCAGUUGAACAGGAGGGCGAGGCCGACCAGACACAGCGAGUUGCUCCCCGGCGACGGCCUCAACUUCACCGGGGCCAAGGCGAUCAGCUUUAAAGGAGCGCCUAAGCACGUGCUGGCUGAUUUGGAUUCAGCGUUUAAAGAUCAGUUUCUGGAAACACCCACGGGCGCUGCGCUGCCGGGCAGCACGGCGUGGCUGAAAGACAUGGCGCCGUCUAACGCCAUCUGGGAUAAGCUUGUCCUGGAGAGGCACAUCAUCGCCAGCGAGGUGGGAGAAGCAGCAGCAGCCGUCUCCGAUGCCAAGAACCAGCUCCGCAACUGCAACCGCAGAGGCGACAAAUGUUCGGCAGGAGCCAAAUUAUCCGCAUGGGCCAGGGUCGAAGCAGUCCUUCGAGCCGGGCGACCUCGUCUACUUCUACCGCCUCCGCCGGCCUGGUCAGCGAGAUGCUUCGGAUAA
This is a messenger RNA of Symbiodinium necroappetens, 4110 nucleotides long. The record is from the annotation of a GenBank genome assembly. Lineage: Eukaryota; Dinophyceae; Suessiales; Symbiodiniaceae.